Nothobranchius furzeri (turquoise killifish) is the source of this 10360-nucleotide messenger RNA. Its product is annotated as craniofacial development protein 2. Lineage: Eukaryota; Metazoa; Chordata; Actinopteri; Cyprinodontiformes; Nothobranchiidae. The record is from RefSeq and is a predicted model, not a curated record.
AGACUAAAAAUAAUAUAAAAUGUCUAAAAAAUAGGCUUUGUACUUUCUUAGAAAUAUUAGAAAGUUUUUGCAGUGAGAAAAUAAACCACGGGCCUUCAUUCAGCUGUCUUUCUUCUUGCUUGGUAUUGUGUGGACUUUGAAAUCCCCCAUGGUGUUGCAACUUUCUCGUGAUUUUGUGACCUCAUGGAAUCAGCUGUGUGGAACGCUUUCACUCUCGUUUCAUGUCAGAAUCUCCCAGCUGGAAGAGAGCUCAAAGGAGAUCUUGAUCGACCUUUUCAAAGGACUGAGCUGAAUUUUGACUCCUGUUCACGGCGCGCGCCUGGCACAAACUUUGAUGUGAUGAAAGAAUCCAAAAGGCCAAAUCAUGUUUAAGUGGCAUUUUGAUGGCAUUUCUUUGGCCUGUUUAACCUUUGGUGAGUUUCAUUUUUCUUCUGCAUUACAUCUUAUCCAUGCAGACCCACUCCUCAUUCCCUUCAACACAAAACACUAUUUUAUGUCUCCUCACCAACACAGCCUUGGAGAUAGAUAAAGAAAACACACACACACACACACACACACACACACACACACACACACACACACACACACACACACACACACACACACACACACACACACACACAUCUAAAAAACACCAAAAUAUUGAGAUUUGCAGCUGCUACUUUGAUGUAUUGAGGAAAAGUUUUUUUUUCUUUAAAACAAAGUGAAAGCACAAAAAGUAAAUAUUUAACAUUCUGCCUCUUUUUGUAUAAUUUAAAAGAAUUCAUGUGGGCAAAUACAAGAUUCUCAUCAAAUAAAGGCUUCUCAGUGAGUGCAGACUCCCUAAUUUCACAAGAAAUGUUUAAGCAUGCAGACAUAAAUAGUGCUGCACUGCUUCAAAGGGACUCUGACGCUCUUUCACACUUACGGACAUGCAUGCACAAUAAGAAUGCCUCCUGAAAUAAUGAAGUUAGCACAAGGGCAUCAGUUUGUUUUCAGAAUUGCUGGGGACAAUAACCAUACACUGGAGUGGGGUUUAAAAAUUGCUGGGGACAAUAAAGUAGGCUAGCACAGGGGUUGGCACCCCGCGGCUCUGGAGCCGCGUGCGGCUCUUCCAUCCAUCUGAUGCGGCUCUCUGUGCUUGUAAAAUAAUGAAUGGAUAUUUAAAUAAAAUGCUUUAUAUUUUACUGCAUAAAUUUUACAUCUGUAUGCUAAUUCUAAAUGUAAAGAUUGUCUGCGUAAACCUGAACAGUUCCGACCCAGUCUACUGUGAGACCGGGUUGACGCGUCACGCUUGUGCUCGCAGCAUUUUAAAAAGAAACGUAUGACAAAAGGGGCACCUGCUCAGUAAAACCACCAACAGGGUGAAAAAUAUCAAAAUAUUGUAAGCAGAGACGGGCUACAACUUCUGGAUCCAUUUUAUAUAAAUCGUUUUAUUGAUUAUCGUCUUAUGAAAGAUAACUUUGACGUACACGAGCGACCAGGCGCGUUGCAAACUUUUCAAAAGUGUGGGGGAUAUUGUCUGUGCCUAAAAUAAGUUCAUGUUAUUCAUCUUGUUAGUUUAAUUUCCGUAAUAGCGGAGCAGGUGCGAAUUUUAGACGCGUCAUGCAUGUCUCCGUUUUAAACAUGUUUAAACUGUUUAGAAUACAAAUCCAGGCUCUUUCUCGUUAGAUUGGUGUAACUAAAGUUUGUACUAAAUGAAACUUUACAUUAAACCAUGUUGAAAAGAAAAGGAUCAGAUUAAAUCGUUUCCCCCUCAUUAACAGUCACGGAGUACAGCGCAGUGCGCGUGGCUCUGGGGUUAAUCAGGUUUAAUUGUUUCUCUUUCCAAGAAUCUUCACAAGAAGGCAAAACAGUUAAAUGGCAGGUUACAUAUAUUUACAUUUGACUGUUUAUUUUGACGGAUAAACUCAAGGAUGUUGGUUGUUUUGAAAGAAUUACCCCGACGCACACUGAUGCGCAUGGAUGAGCUGACAUUUUAGUACGCACAUCGCAGAGGUCACUUGAUUCCCAUCAGAACAUCAGAGCUUUAUACUGGACACUGUGUUCAGCGCGGCUCGGAGCGCCCACGGUGGACAGUGGGCUGAAGAUCUGUAGAGGGAUUCGCAGCGCAGUGCAGAACCACGGUGCAUGCGAUAAGAUUUCCUCCCACUCAAUCGGUCUGGAAACCCGGUCUCUCUGAGGGAUGUGUCACCUGGAAAAAUGUUCUUUUCAUGAAAUUAUGAAACUUUGACUGAAUAGCGCUUGUUCCCGUCUCUAAUAUGGAGACGCAUGACACAUCCAGUCUGAGGCAGAAUAGCCUCUUCAGCUCAGAAAGCACCUGUAGAGACAUUUGAUCACGCACAAAGUUUAUGUGGAGCAGAAGCGGUCGGGCCACGGUAGGUGAAACGUUCCUAGCCUACAUGAAGUGAAACUGUUUAAUUGUAACAUUAAUAUGUUACUGGACAUGCUGGUCUGGUUGGUUAGACCAGUGUUUGAAGUGGAAAACACACACACACACACACACACACACACACACACACACACACACACACACACACACACACACACACACACACACACACACACACACACACCAAUUAAAAUAAUGCUGAUAGCGUGGACUAGAGGACAGGUGAUGGUUUACGUAUUUAAAUGAUGAUCAGGCUGCUGUAAAAUGUAAUCUCCAUCCACAUCCAGACACAAUUAUCCUCUAUUCUUUCUCUAUUUGCUCUGCUCUUGUCUGGGAUGACGUAGCUAAUGGUGCGCGCGGCGCGCCUAACUAGCGGCUGUGAUGCACAUUUUACGCAUUUGGAGAGGUGGGCUGGAAGCUUUGCUUUUACUGGAAGAUGGUCCACUUAACGCACGGGUGUAGACUACAUGUUAAUGACAAAUGAAUGAAAAUUAAAUUGGGAGUUUUUACUUCAUAUUUUAUAAAUAAAAUUGGCUGGGGAACACAUUUAUGACGUCUUUUUAAACGAAAUUUUCUGGCGCGACCUGCCUGCUUCACUUAAGUCACUGCUUAUUAAGGUCCUUCCAAAAUUACCGUGGCCCACCCAAAAAUGAAAACCUGGCGCCGCGCCAGUUAUAAACCUCUGAAAAUGGUUGUUCUUCACUUUAUCAAACUCAGACUUUGUACAGCUAAUGUCAAGAUGUAAAAUUAUGAAUUCAGUUGAGCUCUUCCGUCCCUCCCUCUCCUGCUCUCCUGGAAACCCGACAUCGGCUGUCAGAAGCGGGAGGGGGAGAAGGAGAUGAGGCAAACAGAGUGAGUGCGACCUAAAGAAACCAGACUGGUGUGGAGGUUAGCAAACAGCUGGAAAAGUGUGGGUGUUGAAUCCCCCCAUGAGACCUGAGCUGGUAAAACAAAAAUCCUCAUCAGCAGGCUUUUUUGAAAGUGGGGGGGGACACAGCUGCCCAUCACAAAUUUUGCCGGGGACAUGUCCCCGGCGUCCCCGGUUAAAAUGACGCCUAUGAGUUAGCAUACACUGGCAAAUUUUUAGCUAAUCUUUCUGCAUCUAUUCAUAAAUAAAGCGCUAACAAGAUAUUUUCAUAAAGCAAAUGUGGAGCAGCUCUGAUGGCUGCAUUUACACUGACAGUGAUCACUAAUUAGAAGACCUUUUUUCCACACACUUUGAUUUUGUCAUCCUAACUUGUUUUUGCAAAGAGGUGUGUGAUAAAAAUAUGUACUUACGUCCACAGUUGUGCAAUAAUUCAGCAAGCUUCUAGUUCUGUUUUAAUGCAGAACAUUAAAAUAUUGUGACCCACAAAUGCAAAUCUAUGUUUUCACAUCUUCCAUUCAGCUGACAGAAUCGUUAGUCAUAAUGAUUUCAUGUGUUCCUUUUGACUUUAAUAAGUCAUUAUGAUCUAAUUUCAGACAAAAACUGUCUUUAAGCAAAAAAAAAAAAAGAAAAAAAAGAAAAGAAAAAAUAAUAAUGGUAUAAGACCUCUCAACCCUCAUCGCCCCUUUGUACUAGUGAACUGCUACAUUACCACUCAGAGGAUCCAAAUAAAACAUGACAUGUUUUAGUUUUCCAUGAUUGUUUGCCUCGGUGAUUGUCUGCAUGCUUCGCCAGACUCUACAAGAUACAGAAUCUCAAGCAAAAAGGACAAAACAGUCAUAGCAGAUAUUUGGCUUCUUCCUGUAGUUGCUGAGGUUUAAAGAGUUUAAGGAAUUUAAAACAAACAAACAAACUAACAAAAAACAACAGAAGACAUAUUUAGACCUUAUGUUAUCGUGGCUUAUAAUGCGCACGGUUCCUCAGCACAAAGUCGGACUACAAAUUUAAUGAGACAAAGUGUUCACAUUUGGGUUGUGAAAUUAAUAAUUUAAGGUAGAAACAUGAAUCCAAGAGAAAUGCUGGAUAUAUGUUUAAUAAGAUGUGUCUUAAGCCUGAGUUAUACUUCAGAAUCAGAAGGGUUUGAUCCUCAUAUGUGAAAACUAUAGGAAAUUUAUGCAGUACUUGGUGUGAAAGAAAGAAAAACAAGAGGUAAUCAAAUAUAAUAAAAUAAGAAUAUAAUCAUGAUAAAAUAAUAAUAUAAUGUAGCAAUAAUUAGAGAAGCGGGGAGAAAAUUUUUUUGAUUAGAUGCAGGAAGGUGUGACCUAGACUAAAACUGCUUAGGAAUGAGAUUUAAAGCUGCAUUAUACAGGGCUGCCAACUCUCACGCACUGAACGUGAGACACAUGCAUUUGACCCUCUUCACACGCUCUCACACCAAACCUCCAAUAUCUCACGCUAAGCCAGCACCUGCACUCCCCAAACACGCAUCACGCACAGUGUGUAGGGUCUAUGAAAAACAACAACAACAAAAAAAACAGAUGAUAUUAAUUAUAGCAUUAGCUACUGAACAACAUGCACACACACAACACUUAAGUAAUAAUUUGAAUGGCAUUAUUUCAAACACAGAAUCUCAUCUGAAUAAUCCAAGCCAUUGUGCUUUUUUGCACUCUGGUUGGGAGAUGGGCAGAGCGGUGAGCUCCACCUGCUGUUGAUGGGACGGGCAUGACCGCUUCUCAGUGGCGGCGCCACGGGGGUGCUAUAGCUACCCCUGGAUUAGUCAUUGCACCCCCAUAGCACCCCCAAGUAAAUAUUAGAUUUUAUUUUAUUUUUUACAAUUUUAUUUUAACUCAUUCACUGCCAUUGACGACUAAAGUCGUCAUUUGUAUUUUUUUACUGUUUGAGCAUCGGAACGAGCCCCCGCACUGAGAGAACAAACAUCUAAGCCCUGAAGCCGAUCUUCAUCCGCAUACGUCACAGAUCACAUGAUCAGAAAGCAACACAUCCAUGUGUUUGGAGAUCGUUUUGGGCCGUUCCUGUAAAAAAAAAGUGAGGCGUGAACCGGAAAAGCGUCUGCCGAUCACAAUUCGACAACUGAUUAUGAAAGAACGCAUAACGCUCGAAACACGCGGCUUCUUCCUGAUGUAAGAGGUGAGUCUCCUCUUUGUUUUGGUUGUUUUGGCAUCGACAUCAUGCUAGCGUGCAACGUUCUGUGACUCUUAAAAACACAGUAAAAACGGUGAGAAACGCUGGCAGCGAAGGCCGCUAGUGAUCAGGAAAUGGCUGGCAGUGAAUGAGUUGAUUUAACGUGUGGAUGAAGGGUGAGACAAAGAACGGUUCACAGGAUCUUUCAUGGAAGUAAAUUCAAAGAGUCGGAGCACCUGGCCCGGAGGGUUACCGGGGUCCCACCCUGGAGGCAGGCCUGGGGUUGGGGCCCGUGAGCGAGCGUCUGGUGGCCGGGCUUUCGCCCAUGGGGCCCGGCCGGGCCCAGCCCGAACCGGAUACAUGGGCUCAUCCAACUGUGGACCCACCACCCGCAGGAGGAACAUGAAGGGUCCGGUGCAAUGUGGAUCGGUUGGCAGACCAAGGCGGGAGCCUUGGCGGUCCGAUCCCCGGACAAGAAAACUGGUUUUUGGGACAUGGAACGCCACCUCGUUGGCGGGGAAGGAGCAGGAGCUUGUGGCAGAGGUUGAGCGGUACCGGCUAGAUAUAGUCGGACUCACCUCGACACAUAGCAUUGGCUCUGGAACCCAAGUCCUUGAGAGGGGUUGGACACUCUCCUUUGCUGGAGUUGCUCCGGGUGAGAGGCGGAGGGCUGGGGUUGGCUUUUUGUUAGCCCAAAGACUCUCUGCCUGUGUGUUGGGGUUUAUCCCGGGGGACGAGAGGGUAGCUUCCCUGCGCCUUUGGGUCAGGGAACGGGUCCUGACUGUUGUUUGUGCUUAUGGGCCAAAUAUCAGUUCAGAGUACCCACCCUUUUUGGAGUCCCUGGUACGAGUGCUAGAUAGUGCUCCAUCAGGGGACUCCAUUGUCCUGCUGGGGGACUUCAAUGCUCACGUGGGCAAUGACAGCUUGACCUGGAGGGGUGUGAUUGGGAGGAACGGCCCGCCUGAUCAGAAGCUGUUGAGGUAGUCAAAAAACUACACAGCGGUGGAGCCCCGGGGGCAGAUGAGGUUCGUCCUGGUAUCUCAAGGCUAUGGAUGUUGUAGGGCUGCCAUGGUUGACACGUCUCUGCAACAUUGUGUGGUGAUCGGGGGCAGUUCCUGUGGAGUGGCAGACCGGGGUGGUGGUCCCCAUCUUUAAGAAGGGUGACCUGAGGGUGUGUUCCAACUAUAGGGGGAUCACACUCCUCAGCCUCCCUGGAAAGGUCUACUCCAAGGUACUGGAGAGGAGGGUCCGAUUGAUAGUUGAAUCUCAGAUUGAGGAGGAGCAAUGUGGUUUUCGUCCUGGCCGUGGAACUGUGGACCAGCUCUAUACCCUUGCAAGGGUGAUGGAGGGGGUAUGGGUUUGCCCAACCAAUCCACAUGUGCUUUGUGGAUUUGGAGAAGGGUUAUGUCCGUGUCUCCAGGGGCACCCUGUGGGGGACGCUCCAGUAGUAUGGGGUGGGUGGCUUUCUGUUAAGGGCCAUUCAGUCCCUUUACCAGAGGAGCGGGAGUUUGGUCCGCAUAGCCGGUAGUAAAUCGGACCUGUUCCCAGUGAGGGUUCGACUCCGCCAGGGCUGCCCUUUGUCACCGGUUCUGUUCAUUACCUUAUCGGACAUAAUUUCUAGGUGCAGCCGUGGUGUGGAGUGUGUCGAAUUUGGUGGCAGGAGAAUCUCGUCUCUGCUUUUUGCGGAUGAUGUGGUCCUCCUAGCUUCAUCCAGCUCUGACCUUCAGCUCUUGCUGGGUAAGUUCACGGCCGAGUUUGAAGCGGCUGGGAUGAGGAUCAGCACCUCCAAAUCUGAGACCAUGGUUCUCGACCGGAAAAGGGUGGCUUACCAACUCCGGGUCGGGGGAGAGGUCCUACCUCAAGUGGAGGAGUUUAAGUAUCUCGGGGUCUUGUUCACGAGUGAGGGUAGGAGGGAUCGGGACAGGCGGAUUGGUUCAGCAUCUGCAGUGAUGCAGACGCUGAGCCGAUCUGUCGUGGUGAAGAGGGAGCUGAGCUAGAAAGCCAGGCUCUCGAUUUACCGGUCGAUCUACUUCCCAAUCCUCACCUAUGGUCAUGAGCUUUGGGUAAUGACCGAAAGAAUGAGAUUGCGGAUACAAGCGGCCGAAUUGAGUUUCCUCCGUAGGGUGGCCGGGCUCAGCCUUAGAGAUAGGGUGAGGAGCUCGGACAUUCGGGAGGGACUCGGAGUAGAACUGCUGCUCCUUUGGAUCGAAAGGAGCCAGUUGAGGUGGUUUGGGCAUCUGGUCAGGAUGCCUCCUGGACGCCUCCCCGGGGAGGUGUUUCGGGUAUGUCCUGCCGGCAGGAGGCCCCCGGGUCGAGCCAGGACACGUUGGAGAGGUUACAUCUCCAAUCUGUUCCGGGAACGCCUUGGGGUCCUGCCGGAGGAGCUGGUGGAGAAGGCCGGGGAGAGGACGAUCUGGAGUUGGGAUGCUGCCUCUGCGACCCGGGCCCGGAUAAGCGGAGGAAGACGAUGACGUGUGGAUGUGAUAAUAUUUAACAUACAAAACAAAAAUAAUCCGUGAAUUAUCAUAUAGAUAGUAAAAACUUAAACCAAAACAGGAAAUUGAUGCUAACCUUUGACCUCUUUUUCCACCUGCAAACGAGUGAAAGGUAGAGCUAGUAGUAAAAUGGAUCGGUUUUUGUUGCCCAAAUUUCCACAGGUUCAGUCAGAAACGAAUGAAUCUUUGGAAGUGAUCUCAGACCCACAAAAAUCUAUGGAUCUGGAUGAGGAGAGUCAAUCCUUAACCGCCACAGCAGAGGGUUUUGCCGCUGGAAAUACUUACACUAACGUUAGCUAACCUUGUCUCACUAUAGAUGGUUUUCUGUGUGGCUGUAUGCGUUUAUGAUUUCAUAGAAAAGUCAGUGAUUGUUCAUAUGUUUAUGAUGUAUAUUAAUGAUUGUUUCAGGUGUUGUUGAGGUUUUGUGCACGCAUGUGUAUCUGCUAGUGUUGAAGGUGUUUUAGAGAACAAUAGGUACGCAUGACCACUUCCUUCAUAGCACCCUCAAUAAAAAGAUUAGCUCCUUCAUAGCACCUGCAGAAAAAAAAAUUCUGGAGCUGCCACUGCCGCUUCUUUCUCCCAGAACCGUGAGCUGCGGCUGCGCGCACCGCCAAAAUGACAUGCUUUUUUCCGAAAUGCAGCUGCGUCGUCAGCCGGUGUUGACGGAGCUUCAGUCCCAAAUGUUUUUUUUUUUUUUGUUCUUGAUUUGUGGCAGUUAUGUGGUCACCGCUAAUGUUCAUGUUUGGAAAAUGCGCUACAAAUAGAGUAACUUCCGGGUCACAAGAUAAACAGUGCAGUUAGCAAAUCAUUGAUGUUUCCUGUUGCUGACUUGUACCUACCCUUUCCGGUUUCUUAAUUUCUUUGUGUUUUUCUUAAUUUCUUUGUCCAUCCAUCCAUCCAUUUUCAUCCGCUUAUCCGGAGUCAGGUCACGGGGGCAGUAGCCUAAGGUGAGAGGCCAGACUUCCGUCUCCCCAGCCACUUGGGCCAGCUCCUCCGGAGGAAUCCCAAGGCAUUCCCUCGCCAGGUGAGAGACAUUGUCCCUCCACCGUGUCCUGGGUCUACUUUUAGCUCUCCUCCCGGUUGGACGUGCCCUGAAAACCUCACCAGGGCGGCAUCCAUGAGGCAUCCUGACCAGAUGUCGAGCCACCUCAACUGGCUCCUCUCAAUGUGGAGGAACAGCGGGUCUACUCCGAGCCCCUCCCGUAUGACCGAGCUUCUCACCCUAUCUCUAAGGGAGAUCCCAGCCACUCUUCGGAGAAAACUCAUGUCGGCCGCUUGUGUCCGCAAUCUCGUUCUAUCAGUCACUACCCAAAGCUCAUGACCAUGGGUGAGGGUAGGAAUGUAGAUCGACCGGUAAACCGAGAGCUUCGCCUUCUGACUAAGCUCUCUCUUCACCACGACAGACUGGUACCACGACCACAUCACUGCAGAUGCAACACCAAUCGGCCUAUCGAUCUCACGCUCCAGUUUUCCCUCACUCGUGAACAAGACCCAGAGAUACUUAAACUCCUCCACUUGGGGCAGGACCUCAUCCCUGACCCGGAGAAGGCAUUCUACCCUUUUCCGAAUCAAGACCAUGGUCUUAGAUUUAGAGGAGCUGAUUCUCAUCCCAGCUGCUUCACACUUGGUUGUGAACCGCUACAGCGAAAGCUGAAGAUCACGUUCUGAUGAAGCUAACAGCACCACAUCAUCUGCAAAAAGCAGAGACCUGAUCCUCAGGCCACCAAAACGGAUGCCUUCCACACCUUGGCUAUGCCUAGAAAUCCUUUCCAUAAAGGUUAUGAACAGAAUCGGUGACAAAGGGCAGCCUUGGCGGAGUCCAACUCUCACUGGGAACGAGCCCGACUUACUGCCGGCAAUGUGGACCAAGCUCUGACACCGGUCAUACAGGGACCUAACAGCCCGUAUCAGAGGGCCUGGUACCCCAUACUCCUGGAGUACCCCCACAGGACCCCCGAGGGACGCGGUCAAACACCUUCUCCAAAUACACAAAGCACUUGUAGACUGGUUGGGCAAAUUCCCAUGCACCCUCCAGGAUCCCCCUAAGGGUAUAGAGCUGGUCCAGUGUUCCACGGCCAGGACAAAAACCACAUUGCUCCUCCUGAAUCUGAGGUUCAACAAUCCAAUGGACUCUCCUCUCCAGAACCCCUGAAUAGACCUUACCAGGAAGGCUCAGAAUCAGAAUAAGCUUUAUUGCCAGCUCUCCAGCGACCCAGAGCAUAGGAACUUGACUCCGCAUACACAACCUGACCAAGGUUAAACACACACACACAUGUUGACAAAAACAGGUACAGGCAGUCCACGAGAGCAGCCAGAACGGCGCUCAUUUCAUUAGAUGAAAAGGGUGUUACAUGAGGAUAAUUGGGGUAAGGUAAAAAAAAAAAGGCAUAGCAGAGUUAGUCCCAGCAGGGAGUAGCUCUACUAUACAAAAAACUCCUCAACAUUGAAGCACGCACAUCACAGUUACAAAACAUCAGACUCCGAUAG